CACGCACUAAACAUGCACACAGCACUCAGGUGUCGGUGACAGUCAGUAUCCAAGUAACCAGCAGAAGACGACUCAACAAAAUGUCAUUUGAAAAUGCACACACUACAAAGACCCAACAAUGACAACAGAAACGUACAUGCUUAUGUGUCUUUAUUAAGGAUCCCAAAAGAUGGCAGGGGUAAAUGCAUGUAGAUGUCUGCCUUGCCUCCUUCUUAUUUAUUCAUACGUGCCUCCUGUGAGGCGGCGGAGAUUCGAUGUCUUUAGUCGGUGAGGAGGCAUCGGCAAGGCGGCACAUUGCGUGAGUGGAAGCCGACAUCCAAGUGUGGUAAGAGGACUUAUUCUUAACACUACAAUCAAUGUGGUUUUGUUAAUGGUAAUACUGUAUUCCUACGAUGUAUAUGUCAAUGUAGGUUAUGCCAAAAAGUUUUGAUACAAUAAAUUUGAUUAAGUUUUAAAAUUAUAAAACUAAUGCACAAAUUAAACUUGCAUGUUUUGCUUUCCAUGCCCUAAAACAAAACAACUGUCAAGCGUUUGCUACCAUGGAAACCUCAUACAACUCCGAGCGCAGGAAGGAUAUUGUUAAAUCCCAACAACAGACUACAGGGCAAGCAGGGUUUGUGAAUUCCCUUGGCCAAAAUGAUGCUAAUGCCCAGACGGGAGAGGAGCCUAACUUCAACCUAAACCUCAGCGUGACCUCAUUGAACGAUCCCCGCUCUCAGAAGGAUGAUGGGAAACUUGCAGCAAGGCGAAGUCAGGAAGGCCGGAAGCCCAAAGUCUCCUUGAUGAACAUGAAGGAAUCUGAAUCACACAGAGUGCAAAAAUUUGUUCGCAGCCCCAGAGAGAGGGACAAAACACGAACAUUGAGAGUGGACGCAUCAGGCGCCUUAAAGCCCACACCCCAAAGUGAAACUCCAGUGAGGACGACCAGCCAUUAUACACCGAGCCUUAAAAUGCAAAGCAUUAAGAAGCAAGAUCCAAUGGUUCAAGAUCACAGAGAAGAUUCUGGGUAUCAUCUGGGUAAAACUGUUCCAGACAUUGAAGAAGCAGAACCAGCUAGCCACACAGUUUCAUCCACUUCUGUAAACCCAAAGCCACAAAUGGAGAAGAUGCAAUCAAUCCUUGUUGGUAACAAUAAUCCCAAACUAUUCCAACUUACACUCAACUCUGAAAUCACAAUAGCGCCCAAAGUCAGCCUCGAAUCAAAAAGGGCACCGAAAAACAGUUGUGGAUCAAAGGGAAGUUCCGCGCAGAAAACGGGCUACAGCUUCAAGAUGCGUUCCAAUGUUUACCCUAAGAGUGGAUCCAGAAAAAGUCUGGACUGCAAAACUGACAGUGUAAGCUGUGACAUGUUAGCCAAAGAAAAUUCAAGUUUAAAAUCUAGUCCAGGUCCGGAACCCAAUUCGGAUUCUUUUAAAACUGAACCGACUAGCCCCCCAUCUAUAAUGGUCUUGCCCAGUCCAGUUUUAGCCUCUAGGUGUAAUAGUCCAUGUUCUACUCCAGUUCCUCUGGCCGCUUCCAGUCCAAAAACCAGAGCCUGUGUUGCCGUGACUACACACGGAGAAUGCCCACAAGAGCCUGAAUAUGUGGCAAACUUGACUAAAGGUCUUCUUACCUUUGACAUGGUGGACAUGUCAUCACUGAAAAGGGGUGUUGCUCUGAAGAAAGGACAAUGGAAGGCGACAGUGGCCGGAGGAACUGUGCCAUCACAGGACGCCAAGCAGUGGUUGGUUGAGGCUGGGGGGUCCCCGGGAAGUAAUGGGAGGCCACCUCAGCACAAAGUGGGUCAACUGAGAGACGAUAAUGUCAACAUCCUACUGUCACAACCCUUCCAAUCUCCUUCUGCUCAUCCAGAGAGGCUAAACUUCAGUGAGAUGCCUCGUCCUCGGGCAUCAGAGAGGAGAGAGGUGGGGGUCCAGGCGGAGGUGCGUGUGACGGAGCACUCGGUAUCCACCAGUCCAAGCCUGCUAAGAGGAGCUCCCUCCUUCUCCCUGAUUGGUUCUCCCAGCUGUCAAUCAUACAGCUUGACCUCACCAACUGUGUCACUGUGUUGUGUGCCGGCUGUGCAGCCUCUUCGAAAGCAUGUCUGUAAGAUUGAUAUUGAGCUGUGCAGCCAAUUCAAAGAAGGAAAUGCGAACAGCAUAAAGGGAGGCGAUGAAGAAGUGAAGAAUGUGAGGGUGCAAGCGGGAGAGGAAGUGGGAGCUACGCCGCGGGAGGUGGCAAAAGACGAGCAGGGAAUGACGUGGGAGGUGUAUGGCGCCUCAGUAAACCUAGAGUCUCAGUCCACAGCCAUCCAGUCCCACCUUGAGUCCAAAAUCCAGAAGCAGGCAAAACAUAUCCGGUCUCUGAGGAGGUUUAUCAGGAAGCACAACUGGAGAAAGAAACAGAAAAGCAAGAAGAAGAAGAGAAAGAGGGUAGGGAGGACGCUGAGGUGCUGCUGCACAGCUCCUUUGGUGCAGGAUUGACCAGGAAUUCAGGCAUCCAUGGAAGGAACUCAUCAUGAUCGCCAAGCAUGCUAACAAAAAAAUUAUACUUCCACUUACUCUUGUAGUAGUGCACAACGUGUAUGUGCAAAAAAAGUAAAAUGCAUGCAAUGUAAAUUGUUAGUUUACUGAAGUGUGAUAAAAACGUUUUCACUGGUGCUAAAUAUUUCAGCCACUUCCUUUUUUGGGAGAAAAUGUCACUGAACCAUCCAGGAAAAGUUCAGUGCAGAAAACACAAAUCAAUUCUAUCAGCAAGAAUGAUCUGUAGUAACUAUUUUGUCAGUGUUUCACUCACCUCACAUCUUUAAGACAAAAUAUACCCGCCAUGAACACAACUUCAAAAUUCGGAGAGCACUCAUCCACCAUUUUUAUCACCACCUCCUCUUCGUCCCGCACCACGCUGAAUUAUUUAAAAACAUUAAAAAAUCACGCUGGUGUCAACAACAGAAUCCAGCAGCUAUGUUUUAUUCAGUCUGCACUUUAGGGUACACGGAGGACUACAGUGCCCGAGCAAAAAAAAAAAAAAAGACAGAUUAGAUCGGGGUUUUAAAGUUAAAGUGCCGAUGAUUGUCACACACACUAAGUGCGGUGAAAUUAUCCACUGCAUUUGACCCAUACCCACAGGGGAGCAGUGAGCAGCAUGGUGGCCGCGCCCGGGAAUCAUUUGGCGAUUUAAUCCCCAACCCCCAAUUCUAACCCUUGAUGCUGAGUGCCACGUAUUUCAAACUGGGCCCCAUGCAGAACAAUUAGGGAAACUUUUAUACAUUUUAUCCAUCAAAUAUGCUAAAACCAAGGCAGUGCAGGUGAAGACAUGUUACGCGUUAAGAAAUGUUAAGAGGCUCUGACUGUUGGGCUCAAAUUUUGCUUCAAAAUAUACACCCCCAAGCUUUUAGAUAAGCAAAUAAACAUUCAUCACUCAAGUAAAAAACACUUAUAAAAUGUACCUCGAUGACAUUGUGACAAUACAAUUGCAUUUUUAAAAAUUUUAUUUAAAUUAUGCAAGCAAGUAAUAACUUGUAAUUAAUCAUGAUUAAUCCAAAUUUAAAAGUGUGAUUAAUCUGGUUUAUAAAAAUACUCGUUUGACAGCAGCUUGUAAAAAUAUAUAUUUAUUUUAUGUUUCCCUACAGUGUUCCCUAGUUUAUCGUGAGGGUUAUGUUACAAACCCACCCGGAGUAUGUGAAUUCCUGUGAAGUAAGGACGCUAUUUGGUUUAUGAGUUUUAUGAAUAUGAAAUGCAUUUAAAGUCUUUACAAGCCCACCACACACGCUACACAGCUUUCACUCACGCACACUUCCGAUACUUCCAGGCUUCACUUCACUAAAAUAAUGCUAUUUGGUAACAGUCAAAGAAAAAGUCAAACAACAUUACAAAUAGACAGAGUAGAUAUUGAAAGGGUAAAAUAAAACACAUUUUUGGGUGUAAUAAUAGAUGAUAAAAUCAAUUGGAAAUGUCACGUAAAAAAUGAAUAACAUAAAAUAGCAAGAAACAUGUCAAUAAUGAAUAAAGCUAAACAUGUUCUUGGCCCUGCGAUGAGGGGGCGACUUGUCCAGGGUGUACCCCGCCGUCCGCUCGAUUGUAGCUGAGAUAGGCGCCAGCGCCCCCCGCGACCCCAAAAAGGGAAUAAGUGGUAGAAAAUGGAUGGAUGGGUGGAUGUUCUGGACCAAAAAUCACUUUGUAUUCUCUACUGCUCACUUACCAUGAAUUGACUAACUUGGACCCCGACUUAAACAAGUUGAAAAACUUAUUCGGGUGUCACCAUUUAGGGCUCAAUUGUACGGAAUAUGUACUGUACUGUGCAAUCUACUAAUAAAAGUUUAAAUCAAUCAAUCAAUCAAUCAAUCAAUCAAUCAAUCAAUCAAUCAAUCAAUCAAUCAAUCAAACAAUGUUACCAUAUCUGAGUUAUUGUGUGGAAAUAUGGGGAAACUACUAUAAAUGCGAGCUUCAUUCAUUAACUGUGUUACAAAAAAGCUCAGUUAGAAUAAUACAUCAUAUUGGAUACAGAAAACACACAAACCCUUCAUUUAUCAAAUUACAAUUAUUGAAAUUCAAUAAUUUGGCGCAUUUGCAAACAGAUAAAAUGAUGUAUAAAGCAAACUAUAACUUGCUACCCAAGAACGUACCACAAUUCUUCUCAACAAAAUAGGAGAAAUAUCACCCUAGAGGAAAAUCUAAUUUAAAAAACAUUUGUAUGCUCGUACAACACUUAAAACCUUUAGUAUAUCAGUAUGUGGAAUUAAAUGAUGGAAUGGAUUAACCAAAGAAAUCAAACACAGCACUAAUAUGAUUCAGUUUAAGAGACUGUUCAAACUACACAGAGCAAGAAUUAUGAUGAACAUCUUGAACCGUUUUCUUUUUUUUUCAUUGAGACAAAGAUUAUUUGUGUAUUCAAUAUUGUUUGCUUACUAUGGUAUAUUAUUUAUUUAUUGUUUAAUUGUUCACUGUUCUGUAACAGAGAACAACGAAAUUGGAUAAAAUUGCUAAGGUAUGAAAAGUGGUAGGAUUAAAUAAGCUCUGCUUCUUCCGACUCCUUUUCGGACCUGCUGUAAUGAAACAACUGGAAACGUGUGAUGCACUACAUUGUAUGCAUGUUCGAAAUAAACUGAAACUGAACGGAACUGAACUAAACUUCCACAGAUCAUACACUCGAAAAACCUAUGUCAUUUUAACAUGCAAACUUGUGAAGGGUACUCAAAUCUCAGUGCACUCAAUAGUACUUUAAAAUCUGCGGUGCACUGAGACCAUGGUAAGUGAACCGCAAAGAAGGGAACAGUGUAUAGGUUGUAUUCACUUGAAGUCAUGUACCAAAGUAGUUUUAACACGAAGUAACCAGCAAGUAUAUUAGAUUAGAUUAGAUAAUACUUUAUUUAUUCCGUCAGGAGAGUUCCUUCAGUCAUUCAGAAACAUUCAUAUUGAAUUAGUCCUGAACUGUCAUAUUUGACAAGUAUUAUCAAAUACUUCUGACUGAACCACAUAUACAACGGACAACAUUGUUCCAUUACCGUUAUGUGUCAAACUUCUAGGUUGCACCCUGACGAUACUGACCUGGGCAACCAUCCAUGUUCCAAUAUCAGAAACCUACCCUGCAUUUAAGGGCAAAGCCCCCCUAUCUUUCAUUGCUAGUUACGUAUCUGAACAACAUUGAUCUUUGAUACUCUUUAGGACACUUCUGCAAUGCCAACAUGAACACUUAUUGACUCAUUUCCAGGAGAAUAAUGUAACCUUGCUGGGGGGCACUUUUGUUCCCAUCAUGCCUCUUGACACUAUAAAUGUGGUUGAUAUUCUGUUAAAGUUAGUCUGUUUUGUUUGAGCUCCUUAGUCAUUAUUUCUUGUUGCUACUGCAACAAAGAGCAUUCUCUUUUAUACUUUCCUAUCUUGGCAUACCAAGCCACCAGAAGUAACUUUCACCAAUCUUUUGUUGGCUCAAGACUGUUAGAUUAGUGUCAGAAGUAGGAUUAUAGGGUGGCAAAAUAGAGUGACAAAGGACUUGAUUGUGAGCUUGAAGAUGCAGUCAAGGAGGACAAGCACAGCCAAUUGGAGCAGCAGAGGAUGCCCUUAAGAAAGCCUUCUAAAGGCAAGCGGUGUGGACAGCGACACAAGCCGACAAUGCCACAGACACCAGGAAAGGCAAAACUGCCCUCCUACAAUGGCAAGAGAUCUCUGGAGA
Messenger RNA from Nerophis ophidion (straightnose pipefish), 6144 nucleotides. RefSeq names its product GPRIN family member 3a (gene gprin3a). The record is from RefSeq and is a predicted model, not a curated record. The coding region runs from base 540 to 2462 and encodes 640 amino acids. The transcript is spliced from 2 exons. NCBI's taxonomy places the organism in Eukaryota, Metazoa, Chordata, Actinopteri, Syngnathiformes, Syngnathidae.